AUGACAUACCAUGAUAAGGUGGGCCCAUGGCGGGCUGGCCCACGUCACUCAGAAGAAAUGUCAAGGGUUAGGUCACUGAAGGGGCUCGAUACACUGGGAGUGAAGGAAGACUCAAACAACUUUGAACAGGAGGAUGAGUUGAAGAAUGGUCUGGUACCGGGUCUGCCUAUGGUUGAGGAAGAAGACGUGUACAACUGCAGAUGGGAGGAUGCUGUAGAUGCGCAACCCAUGGCCUCUUUGAUGACUCUCGGCCAUCAAGAUGAUCCAUACAAUUGUGGAUGGGAGCAUCGACCGGAUGAUGGUGCGGGGCUCAUGGACUCAGUUAUGACAGUUGAAUGCGCAGAAGAUCCAUAUGACUGCAGAUGGAGCGAUCAGCAGGAUGAUGGUGCAGCAUUCAUCUCAGGUGUUGCAACAGAAGACCUGUACAAUUGCGGAUGGGAGGAAGAAAAAGAUGCCGACAGUGCGUCCCCGGUCACAAUUCCGGAGGACCCUUAUGACUGCAGAUGGGGAAGUGAUGCCGACAACCAGGAUAUUGCAUCAAGACAUGACCCUCAAAAUGGACAAAUCGGUCGCCGGACGAACAGUCCGACUCUGAUGGAUGGGCUUUAUAUAAUUGACCUGACAUCGUCUUCUGGAUCUCCCAAAUCAACAAGAGACGCCAGAUAUGGGCCGAUGAGCAUAGAGAUACCGGAACUUGCUCAGCAUCUUUGCAUGGAGUGUCCCAACGGAACACGUUUCAGGAGGCCAGCCUGUCGAUGCACUUAUGCCAUCCAGCACCUGAACAGCAUCAGUACUGAUCAGCGAAAUGCAUCUACACAAAAUAUGGUCAAGCAAAAUCCUGCUGGCAUGCCUGACUCACUUCCGGCAGCCACAUUGCGGGCGAACCAAAGGCUCAUAGGUGCAUACGCAGAUGCGCAGGGACAGAGUGACAGAGCUCGGCGCAUUAUGGAUCCGUUGGAUGCCAUGGUAACAAACCUUCAGCAAGGUGAUCGGUAG
Molecule: messenger RNA, 996 nt
Organism: Suillus fuscotomentosus
Lineage: Eukaryota; Fungi; Basidiomycota; Agaricomycetes; Boletales; Suillaceae
Exons: 6
Coding region: 1-996 (331 amino acids)
Source: RefSeq, a predicted model, not a curated record